Molecule: messenger RNA, 2442 nt
Organism: Seriola aureovittata
Lineage: Eukaryota; Metazoa; Chordata; Actinopteri; Carangiformes; Carangidae
Product: placenta-specific protein 9-like
Exons: 3
Coding region: 256-561 (101 amino acids)
Source: RefSeq, a predicted model, not a curated record
CUAAUGUUUUCAUUAGGAAACUGGGCGCAACCAAGUCAAGGAGGGAAGGAUUAGAGAGCAAGAGAGCGAGCACAGGGACAGGAGACCUGAGGAGGAGAGGAAAUCAUUUGGUUUUUCAGUCUGGUUCAGAAUUAGAGGAGAUUUGGGGGCUCUCUCUCUCUUUCUCUCACUCACCCGCUGUUUCUCUUCCUUCCUCUCACGCACACGCUCUUCAAUCUUCGUCACCAGCUGCUCACCAGGUUUCACCUCCUCACUAUGAUCCGCCUCCCCACCUCCUCGAUCGGACUUCUCCUCCUCCUGAUUGGCUAUGCUGCAGCAGGUCCUGAGCCUGACCUGCGGCCUCGAGCGGUGCGUUCAAGUGCCUGUCAGGAGCACACCAACCUUCACAGCCGCCUGGAUGUAGUGGAGAAGAAGGUGGAGGAGACCGUGGAGAAGCUGGAGGUCGGGCUUGCUUCUCUCCUGGAUGACAUUGAAGCCCCAAAGUGGCGCCCCAUGUUGGACAAUACAGGAAAAACAGCUGUGGACAUCCUGGAGGAGCCGGGGCAGAGGGGCGAGUCCUAAACUAACCAGAUGUCCAUGGAGGAGGGGCUGACGAAGACUCUUGAACUUGGACUUUUAAGGAUUAAAUCUGUUUCUAUGACUUUUUUUAUUUUUUAUUUUCUAGAUACAUGUAUCUGUAUAUCAAAAAGAAGUUUAUAUCUGAGAUGAGGAGGCAGCUCUUUGCACAAAGACGAGCCUCUCUGCAUUAUUUAUUCAUACUUAUCCUGCAACAGCCUCUUCUCUUCUCCAGCCUUAGAUUCAGUCCCAGAUUCUAACCCCCUGCAGUCAAUAGUGGCACAGCUCAUGUUUACAGUGCCAUUCAAAGAGAUUAAUUCAAAAAGUCAAUUCCCGCUCUCUCUCUCUCCGUCGCCCCCUACUGUCCCCUCACAAACUGUGCCUUUGACGCCGCGUCUCAGUGGAAAUGACAAAGACACGGAUGUAAAAUUACUGGAAGGAGUUUUAUUUCUUUAUCAAAGCAGUUAAAGCAGCAUGUUUUAAACACAGAGCAGUUUCAGUUGGUACAGUAACAAGGCUUUCACCGACUCCCUGUAAAAAUCCUGCAGCACAAGAACAUUAUGCAAAAUAGGUUCACAAGGAGGAAAAGAGUGGCGUAAAUCACAUCUUCUUCUUGUUUUGUAUUUCUCAACAGGGCACUGAGUUUCAAACUGUAUCCACAGAGGUAAGACAUCUACAGUAUGGUACGCCUCGAGAGCAUCCAUCAAUCGGGAAACGCUUGAGCAGGAGACAUGCUGCUGCUGGUCAAACACUAGCACAAUGCCUUUUUUUAUUUGAAACACCUAACAGCAUCCAGAACAUUAACACACAAAGAAACAUGUCGGGAGGGUUUGCAAGCACGGUCCAAUUAGGAUUGAUCACUGAUAUCAACAAAUGCCAAAACUGUAGAUUAGUAUUGUAACUUAGAGAAAAGCUACACUUAAAUUAAAUCAGUUUUUAUCCAUUUACAAAUGAUUAACAUAUAAUUACACAUCCACUUUAAGCCUAUGUUGAUUCUGAUGGAGUGUAGUCUCAUUUAAUGAGUCUUAGAAAUAACUGAGCUUUCUUUUCCACAAAUGGAGACAUUCAGUGUUUUAAUAAUGCAGCAAAUUCUGUUAUGGGGUGAACUGAAAACCUGUCCCACUUCCAAUUUCUUCUUCCUUUUGCUGCACAGACAAAAACGCAACACUUAACCCACAACAGAGCAUCACGCACACAGCUGCUGACCUCAUUCCACUCAUACAGCAAGGGUACGAGCCCGUAUACUUGAACAGAGCAUUAAGACAACCUACAAGAUGCCAGAAGAUACUGCAUAUCAUCUAAAAAUAUCAUGCCGCCCAUAUAACACUGCAGAUUAUAGGAUUUUGUACAGUUUAAAGUUCACAAAACUCACUGCUCAGAAACAGCCACACAUGUCAGUUAUACUUUGAUUUGGACUGUGUCAGUAAUCAGGUGAGUAUCGAGGUAUGCUAUUACCAAAAGCUUGUGCAUGCACAAAUCAGCCGGUAAGGCUCAAGCUCAAGGCUUUGGCAAAAACAGGCUUAUACUGUAAAGGUACAUGCAAAAAAAGCGCAGGGCUUGAUACUAUUAAAUUCAUCAUAUAUUUUGGCGAACUUGGAAGAUGCCACUUUAUAUCCCUUUAAAGAAGCUUCUUAAUCUAAUCAUAAUGUAUAGUGUUUAAAGAAAUAGCUCUACAUUUUGGGAAGUACACUUGUCUGCUUUGUUUCUGAGGGUGAUAGAUGAGAAGGUUGAUACCACUGAUGCUGUCGACUGACCUGAGGCCUCCAUCAAACUACCAAUGAUACAGUAUUAUUACGUUGUUACAGUGCUACAGUGUACAAUAUAAAUCACCAUUUGCUGUAUAUUUGAUAAUGGCAUGAGUCUUCAUUAAAAAAUGUAAAAUGGUUA